Harpegnathos saltator (Jerdon's jumping ant) is the source of this 2459-nucleotide messenger RNA. Its product is annotated as SET and MYND domain-containing protein 4. Bases 208 to 2271 code for a protein of 687 amino acids. Gene Ontology annotation, biological process: compound eye photoreceptor development. NCBI's taxonomy places the organism in Eukaryota, Metazoa, Arthropoda, Insecta, Hymenoptera, Formicidae. The transcript is spliced from 7 exons. The record is from RefSeq and is a predicted model, not a curated record. Gene Ontology annotation, cellular component: cytoplasm; nucleus. Gene Ontology annotation, molecular function: histone deacetylase binding.
CCGUGCGUGGUUCUCGUUGAAACCAGACAGCUGAAUCCGCCGGCCACAGUACAUUUCGAGUCGUCGACCGUCAAACGACGUCUCUUUUACUCGAACGUAUCCUGAAAUUCGUAACAGUUCAUCUCAUACAGUUGAAGGAACGGAUCUGCGAUCUUAAUUAAUUAGCAACGACGCAAAUACAUACUAUGAAAGUAGUGAUUUGAUAUCAUGUUGGAUACUGAACCAGAAGCGGAAAUCGGCGGAUUUUUCCGCUCGAAUUUGCUGGUGGUGCGAAAAGCGAUUCACCAGCAUGAUUUCAAGAAGUUCGCUACUCUCGAGUCGAACGGUCAGAGAGUGGCUUUCGUCUUGAGCUACCCCGAGGCCCACCGACUGUCUCUCGAGGUGGAGAAACCGAUGAUCAAGGACGGCGAGGCUGCCGCUGGACUGAAGAACGUCGGAAACAAAUUCUUCGGUCGGGGCGAAUUCGCGAAGGCCUUGGAGACGUAUUCGAACGCGGUUCUUUUAGCGCCGUCGACAGAAUUAAGCGUCAUCCUGGCGAAUCGCUCGGCCACGCUGUACCACCUGGAACGUUACGAGCACGCAUUGGAGGACAUUGAGGAAGCCUCGCGUCUCGGUUACCCAAAGGAUCUCUUCUACAAGCUCGAGGAACGACGUGCUCGAUGUCUGCUGAGUUUGAAAAGACACGACGAGGCAGUCGAGGCCUUUAGACAGGCUCUCGGGGCCCUGGACGACGCCAAGGUACCUUCGGAGCGCAAACAGAAGCUCGAGGCGGACAUCAGGGUGAUGCUCGCGGUGAUGGACAAGGGCAAGCGGCUGAACGAGGCUACAAAGUCGAAAAGCGUCCCGCGAAUAAACGGCAGGCAAAAGUGCAGUGCGCAGAAGGGCGCAGAAGAGAGGAGUCACGGCUUGCUUAUUCCUGAAAAGAAGAGAAAUCCUUUGUAUCCGGCUUGCAGUAAGGCAGUGGAGAUCAGGGACGAUCGCGGGGACGUGGGAAGACAUGCCGUGGCGACCAGAGAAGUGUCACCUGGCGAGAUUGUGAUUAUGGAGCGGCCGUAUUGCGCGUCUCUGUUGGCGGAGAACAGGCUGACACACUGCCACCUGUGCUUCGCGAGGAUAUUCGUACCGAUCCCGGCGGCUUGUCGCACCUGCAGCUGCGUCGCUUAUUGCAGUCGUCGUUGCAGAGACAGAGACGCUCAAGUGCAUCUGAGGGAGUGCAGCCUGUUGCCGGUUCUGUGGCAUUCGAAGGCUUCGGUCACGUGUUUCCUAGCCUUGAAGGCGAUCACGCAGCGACCAUUCGAGGAGGUCAUGAAACUGAAAGAGCGGCUCGGUGAUGCCGCAGGCGCGCUCAGAAUCUCCCCGGAGAACCCGUAUCUAGGAGAUGACUGCAUCACGUUUCACAACUUGAUUACCCAUGAGGACAAAAGGCUGCCCGAGGAUAUCUUCCACAGGGCUUACAUGGCGGCCUGGCUGUUCAGACUGCUGCGAAGCAGCGAUUACUUGCCGGAAAAUGUAAAAUGCGCCGAUUCACCGACAAGCAGGUUGUCCGACGAGGAGCUGUUCAUUGCUGGGCUGCUAUUGCACAAUUUGCAGUUACUGCAGUUCAACUCGCACGAGAUCUCGGAACUGGUGAGACCGAAAGGAGAGACGACACUCGCCAAGGCCAAGAGCAUGUUCAUAGGCGGUGGCGUUUACCCCACAGUGGCGAUGUUGAAUCACUCGUGUAAUCCUGGUGUCGUAAGGUACUUUGUCGGCACCACCAUGAUCCUACGUGCCGUUCGUACGAUCAGCGCUGGCGAGGAGAUCUCUGAGAAUUACGGUCCUAUCUUCACAACUACACCCGAGAAUGAGCGAAAGAGAAGAUUGAGAGUUCAAUAUUGGUUCGACUGCAACUGCGAGGCAUGCACGGGGCAUUGGCCGCUUCUGGAGGAAUUGGAUCCGACGGUACUCAGAUUUAAAUGCGAGACCGGACCAUCCUGCGGCAACGUCUUGCCAAUUAGAAGCGACACGAACGAAUUCAUGAUCGGAUGUGUGAAGUGUGGUAAGAACACGAAUAUCUUGAAAGGUUUGAAAGCCCUGCAGGACACGGACGCGCUCUUUAAGGUGGCGUCGACGAAUCUUGAAGAGAGUCGCAACGAGCAGGCACUGAAGGCUUACUUGGAGAUCUUGAAGCUGUUGGACGAGACGUUGGCGUUGCCCAUCAGGGAUUAUCACAUUUGCCAGCAAGGAGUCAGACUCUGCGUUCUUGCUUUAGGCAACAAAGCAUUUAUUUAAUUAUAGCCAAAUUCCAACGUUGUGUGAGCAAUCGGUAUUCUAAAUCCCCUUAUUUAAUCGAUUUUAAAUUCUUCUCUUUUUCGACUAUUUGCUCGUUGUCACGUUUUAUUGCUAGUUUGCUUCAUAAUCAAGUCAAUUUUCACCGGUAAUCUCUUGAGUGUAAGUCAAUAAAGAACACCUACGUUUAA